GCAGCGCCGGGGACCAGCAUGAAUCUGCAGCAGCUGCAGCAGCAGGCGCGUAAGAGGCAGCUGGAGGGAGUGCUGAGCAAAUACACCAACCUGAUCCAAGGCUGGCAGAACAGGUACUUCGUGUUAGAUCCGGAGUUGGGACAGCUGCAGUACUUUGUCAAUGAGCAGGGGAAGAGCCAGAGGCCCCGUGGAUCCCUCCCUCUGCUGGGCGCCUCUGUAACCCCGAGUGAUGAGGCUCCACACAUGUUCAUUGUAAACUCUGUCAACGGAGAGAUGUACAAACUCAGAGCCUCCAAUGCCAAGGAGCAGCAGUUUUGGAUCAGUCAACUCCAGGCGUGUGCCAGGCGUCACUCUGACAGCAGUACCAAGGUGAGGAAGCUGAAGGGCUCAGAUGAGCACCUGACUGUGGAGAGAGCAGGAGGAGGUCACGAGGUCCUGGGCUCCUCAUCCUCUGGUCGGACCCGUAGCUUCUCCCUCCUCCCCCACCUAACCCCAUCUUCAUCCCCGGGUUCCCAGAGGCACCUGGGCCACACGACCUCACCCAGCAACAUAGUCACCAUCACCCACCACAAAUCUCCAUCCGCAGCUCGGCGGGCCAAGAGCCAGUACCCAGGACGGCUGCUGGAAGUCAAAGAGGUGAUGUCCCAAGCAGAGGGCCAGCAGAAGAACCUGGUCCAGUCCAUUGACUCUCUACCCACCAGAGGCCCCCUCUCCUGCCUGGACCAGGACCUGCUGCUGCUCAAAGCCACGUCAGCCGCCACCCUCAGCUGCCUGGGAGAGUGCUUGAACAUCCUCCAACAGAGCCACAGCCAGGCGCCGCCGCACUCCCAGGCCUCACAGCGCUACCGCUCCACCCAUGGAGCCCCCUCUGAUGGUGCUCCUGUGUGGACAGUACCAAAGUCACCGUCAGGGGAGCAGUUGGAGAACGGAGGUCUGACUCCUCUGCGAUCAGCUGAACCCUCCCCUGCCCUCAGGAAAAGGAAUCUGCUCCAUGGUGCUGAGCACUACCCAGGGCUAGACGACAUCAGCCCCAGUGAAGAGGUAACGGAUACGGAGGACAAUGAGGAAGAGGACCUGGGUGUCCUAGACGACCAGCGGAGCGUCAUUCUCCAUCUGCUCUCCCAGCUCAAACUGGGCAUGGACCUCACACGGGUGGUGUUGCCUACCUUCAUUCUGGAAAAGCGAUCACUGUUGGAGAUGUAUGCCAACUUCAUGGCCCACCCUGACAUGUUCCUGUCAAUCACAGCUGGGGCCACAGCUGAGGACCGAAUAGUCCGCUUUGUGGAGUACUACCUGACCGCCUUCCACGAGGGGCGCAAAGGUGCCGUGGCCAAGAAGCCCUAUAACCCCGUGCUGGGGGAGACGUUCCACUGUUCCUGGGAAGUGCCUCGGGACAAAGUCAAACCAUUGGUCAGAACAAACCUGGGAUCGACUCAGGAGCCAAGCAAGGGCGAUGAUUCACUGGGAGGCUGCUACAGAGUUCGAUUUGUGGCCGAGCAGGUGUCCCAUCAUCCACCAGUGUCGGGGUUUUACUGCGAGUCCCAGGAGAGGAGGAUGUGCGUCAAUGCCCAUGUAUGGACCAAGAGCAAAUUCAUGGGCAUGUCUAUAGGAGUGUCCAUGGUGGGAGAAGGAGUCCUGUAUCUCUUGGAACACGACGAGGAGUACGUCUUCACGUUGCCUUGUGCCUACGCCCGCUCUAUCCUCACUGUGCCCUGGGUGGAGCUAGGAGGCAAAGUCUCCAUCAACUGUGUCAAGAGCGGCUACUCUGCCACAGUCACCUUUCACACCAAGCCUUUCUAUGGAGGGAAGGUACAUAGAGUGACAGCAGAAGUCAAACACAACCUGACCAACACCAUUGUAUGCAAAGCCCAGGGCGAGUGGAACGGUACGCUGGAGUUUACCUACAGCAGCGGGGAAACCAAAGUGAUUGACACGGCCAAACUUCCAAUCACCAGGAAGAAGCUGCGGCCUGUGGAGAAGCAGGGGAGGACAGAAUCCAGGAGGUUAUGGCAACACGUCACCAAGUCGCUGAAGGACGGGAACAUCGACGAGGCCACGGAGCACAAACACAGGCUGGAGGAGCGACAGAGAGGGGAGGAGAGGCAGAGAGCAGCUGAUAACAAACCCUGGACUCCCAAGUACUUCACUAAAGAGGGAGACGGUUGGAUCUACAACAACCCGCUGUGGAAGUCGACCUGACAGCACAGCAACACCCUCUGCUCAUGGACAAUAACAGAGUUCCUGCCUCCGCACGCCGAGGACUGAGAUCAGGAGGUGGGACCGUGGGAACGUCGUCCUCCACCAACAGGAGCUACAGACUGAAUGACAGAAACAGGAAACAAGCAAGGUGCCAAAGGGAUCUCCACCGUAUUAACUAAGGAAGGGUUUGGGACUCUUGGGACAGAAGUACAUUUUUAUAUAUGCUUAGUAGUAUUACUAUUCAGAGUCCAGUAUUUCUAUUUUUCACCUUGCAGAGGCUUCUUCUUUUGCACACAGAGUAAUGACGUUUGUCACUGGUGGGUUAUUUUUUAUGUUUUCUCAAACAUUCCCAGUGUUUAGUUCGAAGCUUUUUGUUUGUCAUGCAGCAUUUAGAAUGAAUCGAGUUCUAUGUAACACACAAUACUGUAGCUGUAAACCAGCUGUUUAUAAAGCACUUUUACCAUAGAAAUAAAUGUAUUUUAUAUCUAUGGCUUUUACCAAUCAGGGUGGUCUUUAAGAGAUUUAUGAGGCACCUAAAAUGACCUAAAUAUACUAUAUUAGGUCAUGUGUUAGUAUAGAUUGUUACACAGUACAUUACAGUGAACCACUAAAAAGUAAAGGUCUUGAUUGUUUUGUCUGGACUAUGAAUGUAUCUUGGUACAUUUUAUUAAGAUGCUUCCCAGUUUAAUAAUGGUUAGACUACACAUGCUUUUUGUGUUGUACCUGUUAAUUAUUUUGCCACGUCGCCCCAGCCUGUGCCUCCUGAAGGAAAUACUUCUCCACAGGUCACCCAUGGUGAUGAAUAUGGAUGAGGAGGCUCGCAGGAACACACAAGCACGUUCUCGCAUCUGGGGGUCGCUGAAGGUUGCCUCUGUAAAGAUGAGGAUCAUCUACCAGAAUAACAAUCACUGGGUGCUGGGGUAACAGAAAAGGAAAUGUAUUCGAUCAUACAACUGUAGUAGUCACAUUUUCAGACCGUGUAUUUGACAAACUGUUGCCAAUUUCCAGAUUGAAUGGUUUUCCUAAGCAAAGCGAAGCAGAGAUUAAAUGAGAGCAAUUAAGAGCAUCUUCGCUGAACGCGUCUUAUUUUUUGUUUUGACUGCAGCACUUGGGCAACUGUAUUAAUCGUCCUAUAUGAUGAAUGCAACAUUAAAUUGGGACAUUCUGCAUACCGAGGAAUUUUACUUUUAAGUACAUAUUUAUGCUAAUGCCUAUGCAAGACAAAACUUGCAAGAGAAUACGUAUUGCUACUUUUAAUACUAGUUCUCAAUACUGUUUCCGCUACUGCUAA
Molecule: messenger RNA, 3490 nt
Organism: Monopterus albus (swamp eel)
Lineage: Eukaryota; Metazoa; Chordata; Actinopteri; Synbranchiformes; Synbranchidae
Gene: osbpl10a
Product: oxysterol binding protein-like 10a
Exons: 13
Coding region: 19-2199 (726 amino acids)
Cellular component (GO): membrane; cytosol
Molecular function (GO): cholesterol binding
Source: RefSeq, a predicted model, not a curated record